This is a messenger RNA of Diabrotica virgifera virgifera (western corn rootworm), 18571 nucleotides long. RefSeq lists its product as uncharacterized. The coding region runs from base 110 to 5110 and encodes 1666 amino acids. The transcript is spliced from 18 exons. Gene Ontology annotation, cellular component: nucleus; cytoplasm. NCBI's taxonomy places the organism in Eukaryota, Metazoa, Arthropoda, Insecta, Coleoptera, Chrysomelidae. Gene Ontology annotation, molecular function: microtubule binding. The record is from RefSeq and is a predicted model, not a curated record.
AUGAAAAUUUUUGGUAAUAACGAUCAAUAAGUGAAUCUAAAAGGUAUGAAUGUGGGUAAAUAGUUCGGUUUAGUGUGUUUUUUGCGGAAAAACAGGAUAACCGGUGAUAAUGUCUUCUGCACCAAAGACUGGGUUAAGCCGCAUCCCAACUUUCGGUUCGCGGAUCCCGCACGCAGAGUCGAAGCCCGUCGUCGUCUCCGCCACUGGCACCAUCAGCACCGACAGCGAAAUCACCGCCAAGAACAUAGGCAACCGCGUACGCGUCGGCGACAAAGAAGGAAUCCUCCGUUUCGUCGGCGAAGUCAAGUUCUCCAAGGGAGUGUGGUGCGGAAUCGAACUAAGCACAUCGGCCGGUAAGAACGAUGGCUUCGUUAACGGCAUUCGCUACUUCGCUUGUCCGGACCGCCGCGGGUUGAUGGCGCCACUGGCCAAAGUUUCGCUCGUCAACGCCAACUGUGAAACUAUCGAAAAUGCGUCAGGACCGUACUCGAUGCUUUUUAUUAAUGCGCGCCAAGGCAGAAACCACGAAUUGGAACGAGCCGUUAGUCAUGAAGAACUAGUACAGGAAAGAAUUGCAAAAAAGUUCAAUAUUUCAAGGCAUGAAACUACUAAAAAACUACACCAAAACCUCAAUAACACCACUACCAUUGAUAAAAAAUGUCUACAACAAACGACAAAUUUAAUCAUUCCGAAACCUAUAGAAAUUAAUAAAAAGAGAUCUAAUGACACAAUAGACUCACCUAAAUCAGAAUCUGCUGCUUUAGAAUCAGAAAACAAAAACAGAAAAAACGAGGACAUUCCCAAGUACUUCCCGAUAGACAAAGCUUGCGAAAAUCUAUUAAAAGACUCUAGUUCGGAAGUUAAGAGACGCAGAACUUCAAAUCCAAAGAUUCAAAAGCUCGAUGCGUUAGUUUUAAGAAGUCUUAACGAAAAUAUCGACAAACCUUCGUCACUGCCUCAACUUAAAUGUAGUAGAAGCUCGAUAGACUCCUUCGGUAUAGGGAUAUAUAACUCAUCAACUUCGGAACAAACGGAUGGUGAUACCACGUUAAAAAUUUUGCGAUUAUCCGGGGGGAAACAGGAUCUCAAUGCUACCACGAAUUUCGAAGACGAUAGUAGUAAAAGAGAUUCUUUGGAGUUUGAUGAAUCGUUAGGAAUACUUACUCCUGAUGAAAUGUGUUCUCAGUUUUUAAAUUCGCAAAUACGUUCACCAAGUUUAGAAGAAUACGACAAAAACAUUAACGAUUUUUUCUCUAGUACGAAUAGUAAUAGAAAACUCGACAUUGAUAGUCCUAGAGAUGAUAGUUUAGGUCUAAUAGAAGAGAAAUUAAUAAAUUUAAGUAUGAGUAAGACGAAACCGUUAAAUUUAGAUGUUCCGCAAGUUAAAGAUAAUAAAGAAGACGUACAGAGUCCAAAUUUAACUGAUUAUAGUCUUGGUAUUAUAGAUGAACAGGUGUUUGGGAACCUUACAAUGAAAACAAAUACAGUUAACAUGGAACUACCAUUAGACGUUGAAAAAUCGACUUUAAAUCGUAUGGAACAAACUCCCUCUCCGGAAGAGCUACCUUUGGAUCCAACAAAUUUAACUGAGUACAGUCUGGGCGUCAUAGAUGAACACGUCCUUUCAAAUUUAACAAUGAAAACAGAUACUACCGUUAACAUGGAGCUACCAUUGGAUGCUGAAAAAUCAGCUUUGACUCGUAUGGAACAAACUCCAUCUCCAGAAGAAUUACCCUUGGAUCCAACUCCUAUAGUAGAAUGCGAUCCGAAAACAGAACCUAGUAAAUCAAAGACUUCGAAUAGCUUCAUCAAUAGCAUUACCAGCAUUACUAGUUUAGAUACAGGGUAUCAAGGAGAUGGUGAGAUGUCAAGACCAGCGAGUAGAGGUGCUGAUAAUUCUCCAUUAACUAGGAGACCACUGCCUCGACCACAAUGUAGAAGAGUUGAUCCUAUGACAGAUUCAGAUUUUUAUACAGAAAGUGAUGCUGAUAACCACGAGGAGAAUCAUUUAAGAGGUGACAGAAGAGUCCAAAUUAUAGACGGUACACUUUAUGGUAUAGAUCCACAAGCUGCUGCAGAUAUUUAUGUCAAUAAUCGAGAAAACAUGGACUCUAGUGGUAUUUUUACGGAUAUAGAAACAAACACUAGAAACGAAGAUGACUUCAUUCGCAUGGAAGUACCGGAUGUGUCGCCAUCAGACACAAGUUCUAAAACAAUAUCUGAAAACAGCCAAGACAAUAUUCAACAGAUCAUCGAAAAGUCGGCUGAAAAGAAGGCGGAACAAGCAAUUUCCAAAGACAACCCAAAGAAACGAAAUGCUCCUAGUCCAGGCAUAUCUAGUCCUUCUAGUUUUUCUUCUCCAAGACAUGGUGCUAAAGAUGACAGUGCUGCUAAGAAGUAUAAAAUGCCAAAGAGAGAGGUAGUAUCCAAAGUUAAAGCUAUGAUUGAUCCUCCGAACGAGCAGAAUAAUGAAAAGAAAACGGUUAAGAAGCCUGCCGGUAGAUGGGACGCGGUUAUGAGUAAAAUAAGUAAAAACGAACAGAACAAAACAAAUUUGAAGGAAGUGAAAUCUAAAGUGUUUAAUGCGGUUAAUAAUAAUACGGCUGUUCCUCAAAGAAAAGCGGUUACGAGGAGUCCAGGAAGUCAGAAGAAUCCAAAUAGUAAACUUACCGCUUCUUCUUCUGCUACAACACGCACGGAAUUAACAGAUAACAAAACAAAAAUUUCUCCUCGGCUGCAGUCCAGGUUGAUAAACACAACGAAGUCUAAAACAACCUUAACUGGGAGGAUCAUUCCAACGAAAUCUUCAGCAAUAUCACAAUUUUCACGAAGCACUUCAGCUGCAGCUUUACAAAAUGGUCAAAAAAGUACAAAUAUAAAGCUCAAUGGCAAUUCCAGUGUUUCUCCAGUCGCAUUGAAACGUCCUAGUAGAGCAUCGACUGCAGUCAAUAUGGUGGAGAGACGUAGGAUUCGCAACAGGCCCAACAGUGGUCCUUCUCCAAAAACAAUUGCUGGAAUCAAUUUGGAGAGUAGUAUCCACAGUUCGUUAAGCGACGUUAGUGCUGCCACCUUACCACCAACGAACAAACCAAUUGGGUCUGCUAAAAAACGAGCAGAUGUGGUACAAGUGACACAAGUGUUAACAGCCAAUAAGCUGCCAGCAAGGGCGCAACAAAACACAGCAGCUGAGAAUAAGAAAAAUGCAACUUUACAUUCAUCUCCAACGACAGAUCCAAAAACAAGGAGAACUAUAUUUUCUUCGAAAGAUAAAAAACCUUCAACAAUCAAAGAGUGCACAAGAGGUACAAUCAAAGGGGGUCGUACGUCGCCCACCGUUCGGCCCCCUGCAACAAUCAGGGUUCCUCAAGUUAAGCAGCCUCCUGUUGCCGAAGCACUUGCCGUUCUAGUACAACAUCUUGUUUUUAAUGUUCAAGCCUAUCAAGUUCCCAACUUGAAACGCCAAGUAGAAAAAUUACGUAUAGAAUCUGAUGAAAUUAAACUAGCCUAUCAGCAGCUCGAAGAAGCUCUAUCUCAAGAAAAAUUACAACACUCGAGGGCGAUCGAAGAUGAAAGGAAGAGGUAUCAAAGUGACGCCACGUUAAUAAUUGAGAAGCACAGACAUGAAGUUUCAGAAUUAAACCAACAUUAUGCCGAGCUAGAACAACAAAUCUUAUCAGAAAAGGAAAAUACUCAUCAAGCCUUAUGCAAACAACAUGAAGAACAACUCUCCACCGUUAAGAAAGAGUUUGACAAGUUGCAAAGAACCCACGAAGAGUCUCUGGACAUUCUCCGAGAAGAAAAUGAUUCCAUUAGAGAACAAAUCGACGAGAAGCAGAUGGAAAUAGAUAGGAUUAAACACGAAAGUAAGAAGCUAAAGGACGACUACGAAACAAAAGAAACCGUUCUGAAAGAGCACAACCACAAACUGAAGCAACAACUGAAUAAGAUAGAAGGAGAUUUUGAGGAAAGACUUAAAGGCUUGGUGGAAGAAAAUAAAAGGCUGAGAGAGGAGAAUGAUAGGCUAUUGAGCUAUGGAGAUGAUAAAGGAAUUAGUGUACAGGAAGUACAAUCGCUUCGAGUAGUCUUAGAACUGAAACAAAAUGAAGUAACUGACCUUCGCAAAUCGUUGGCAGAAGCAAACCAAAGGGCUGAGCUUUUAGAAGGCGCUGAAGAAAGGGCUAGAGUGCUUAAUGCUAGGUGUGAAGAUCUUCAGUUACAACUGGAAAGGAAAGCAGAUUCUGAAAAAUGUUUAGUUCAAGAAAAUCGCAAACUUCACGACAGCUUUAAAGAAGAGAAUAACCAGAACCGCAGAUUGUCACAACGCAUCGAAGAAUUUCAGUGGAAACUAAAACAGAACACAGAAGUCCUCAACAAAGUGAUGGAACGUGCCGAAGAAAGUGUGUUUAACAGAUCCCUGAUCUCUUCCAGCUUCAACGAGAAGCACAGUUCUACACGAUUAAGCUUAGAACGUGCUAUGUCCUUCAGGGAGCGCAGUUAUUCAAGAAGAUAUUCGAACAAUGGAGACGAUCUAAUAGAUAGAAAGUCGCCACCAACAUCUCCAAAAGUAAAGAGCAUGGUCGAGAAAUCAGACUCCGUGAGUUACGUAUUGGAGAUGGACGAAAGUCCCGAAGUCGUUGCCAGUAGGAUCGUCAGGGGCAGCUUCCGAAAUACGACACCUUCGAAAAAUACGCCCACCAAGUCGCCUUCGAACAAGCGUCCACGUAUACGCAACCCCCUUAGCCAGAGUUCGUCAUCGGGUGCUAUUAUUUCUACUAAUAGGAACGAACUCGACAGGCCGCGCUCAGCCAACUCGAGAAACGGCGACUCCGAUAACGACAGCGUGUUCAUGUGGUCGCCGAACAUCAAAUACGACGAACACCAAGACGAAAGCUACGAAUCAUCAAACUCGAGCAUGAAGCUCGAAGAUCACGACCAUCUCGACCUGGAUGAGGACAACGACGAUGAUCUACCGUUGCCUGCGUUGCCCAGCGAGCUCGACAGACGAAACGGCGCACAGGCUCUUCUGCCGAGCCCCAAGCACCUGGCGGGGGAGGCCAUGAUUUCAGAAAGCAACUCUGAGGACGAGAGUACGAGUUCGUCGCAAUUGUGAGACGAACUUUCUUUUUAAGUUUGUCUUAACUUUAUUUUUGAGAAUAUUUUGUAAAUUUAGUACUUUAUAUACAUAAAAGUUUUAUUUGACAACUGAUAUUUUUAAUGAUGUUUAGUCAUAUUUUUUGUUACAUGUUUUUCUAUUAGUUUUAUAUUUUAUUAUUUUAUUAGUUUUUAGGGGCCAGUCUAUUGGGAAUAAGUAAAAUUUAAAUAUGUAUUAGUUUGGAAGAUGAUUCUGUGUUUGAUGAAAUAAGUGUUUUUCAUCAUCAUCAUCAUCUGUAUAUUCAACUGGUAAAGUAACUGGUUUAAUGAUUUAGUUGUCUUAGGUUGUUAACUAAUUCUUAUCUUCAGAUAAUUUUAGUUCGCUUUCAGGAUUUCCGAUUUUGUGAGUAAAAGGAAACCUUCCUAGAAGUAGUACCCUAAUAACACCAAACAUUCCAUGUAUGUUCCUAGAAUGUACACACAGGAUAUUCAAAACAUUCCUGGAAUGUCCUCAAAAGCACAAGAAUGUCCCAGGAAAGUCCUCUGUCAGCAUUUUAAACAUUCCUUGUAUGUCUUGUUGGAACAUUCCAUGAAUGUCUACGAAUGUUAUUUGCACAUUCACAGUAUAUUUUUUAUACAUUCCCUGGAUAUAGUUCCCUGAUGUGACAAACCUCCAAUUUGUUUUUUAUAAGUUUUGUAAGACUAAAAACUUUUUUACAGUCACCUCCUAUGUUCAUAUGAUAUUUUUUGACAUGUUUUGUAGUAAAUUCAACUAUCUAUUUACUACAAAACAUGUCAAAAUUUACAUGUGAAAACAGGAGAUGACCCUAAAAAUGUUUUUUCGUCUCCUACAAAAUUCAUGAAAAAGCAGAUAGGAGGUAUUGUCACAUCAUCGACGAUAUACCAGAAGUAUAUAUGGCCAUACCAAAUAAUACAUCCUUGAUCAAUAUAAGCAAUUUUAUUGCACAAAAUCUUGUCAUAUAUUUUUUUCCAUAAUCAUCACUACGAUGAUGAUUCAUUGUAUUGAAUUGUACAUUAGAAUUACAAUCUGGUCAUAACUGACCAAUGAGCAAUUUUAAUUUAACCUAAAUUACUACAGUUCCUUAAAAUGAAGAGCUUACCCCAUAUCGUCUCUUAUCUAAUUUAACAAUAUCGUGCCUUAUUCUAACAUACACAGGCACACAAGCACUAUGCUCUGCUUUUCACUAUCACCUAUCACUCAAACUAGUUCAAAAGGCUUUAUCCUCUUUAAUCUUCUAGUUUGUCCAGUAGUAUCGAGAAGCAGGAUUUCCUCAAUAUUCUUGUAGGUACUUAUGAAGUUGUUGCUCGUGACUUCCAACUUUACUAUAACUUUAAAAACAAAUCCAGCUGUAAAAUAUUUAUGUGCCUGAAGGCUUUUGUAUGCUUUCAUCUUCUGCUUAGAGUAGUAACUGUAAGACUCCACCAGAUAUGUAUAAUAAAUAUCUAUAAUAGUAAUUUGGUGGAAUGCACUUUACUGUAAAAUCCAAUUCUGACUGAAUUGUAUAUGGAUGUAAAUCCCCAAUUAUUUUCAGCUUCAAUAAAUAUCUAAAAGAAUAAUAGAAAUAAUGUUAUUGCUUGCAAAAUUCAUCAAUAUUGAUAAAUAUCAGGGAAAAAUGAACAGUAAAUAAAAAUUGUUUCCCCUACCUUUCUUCAACAUCUGGAGUUUCCAAUAAUAAUUUCCUUAAAUAAUCACAUCGCAUUGUGUUAAAUUUUAAAGUUCACAAAAUACAGCAAACUAAAUCCAAAUGAAUCCAAAAUAGACAAAACACGACGAUAAACAAUGAAAAAUAGAUAUUACAAACAUAACCUCUGUAACUUUUUGUAUGCCAUUUGCCAACCAGAAGUCACGUGGUUUGGAUUGCCCAAUACAUAGAUACAGGCGCGGCAAAUUUGAAAAUGAACGCAAAUUGAAUAGUAAAUGGCCUCUCUUAAAAUAUAGGACAUUGGUAGUAUGUUCAUAGAAUGUCUUGUGGUAACAUUCCACCAAUAAUUUAAUUAGAUGUUCACCGAAUGUUCCUUGAAUGUCCAGGACAUUCAAACAUUAAUAGAACUUUGAUAGUACAUUCCUGGAAUGUUUUGUGUUGUUAGGGUAGUAACAUUUCAUUACUUUUCGCUUAGCUAUUAUGCAAAUGAAAAUUAAAAAUGAACCCCCUGUUAUGAUAGACAAAAAGCCCUAAUUCUCAAAAUUAUAUAUUUUUUUCAUUUUUGUAGGUUCUAUGUGAGUCAAAAAUAAGACUAAACACAAUCUUAGCGCCAUUAGUUUUUUUUUUCGAUGGGUUGAAAUCAAUUUAAAAAUUUCAAAAAAUUGCCACACUUAGUUGAGGCUUUUUUCAAAACUUAUCUAUUUUUUGUACACCCGUAGAUUGAGUGUACAUAACAUAUUUUUAGGUGCAGGUCUAUUUUUUAUUUUGAGUAUUUUAUCAAAUAAUAUAUUUCUGAUUUUUCUCAGAUUUUUCAGUAAGGUACGCCAUCUUCAAAAACCCGGAAAACUGAUUUUUAGGGGUUUUUUAUGAUUUUCAAAUAGAUCAAAUCAAUAUUUUUUAUAGGUUAUAUAUAAUUUUACUGAUUCCUUUAGAACAUUAAAAAAUUGGGCGAAACAUCUUUAAGCCCCCCCCCCCAAAACAUGUUUUUCAAGGUUUUAACGUUUUUUGCCAGGGGUUUUUGAAAGGGGUUCCCUUACGAAAAAAUCUGAAAAAGAUCACAAAUAUAUUUUUUGAUACAAUUAACAAAAUAAAAAGUAGACUUGCAGCUACCUAAAAAAGAAAGUAAUAUGCUUCUUUUUUAUAAAAAAUAUGUAUUUUUACGUUAUGUAUGUACACUCAACCUACGGGUCUAUAAAAAAUAGACGAGUUUUGUAAAAGCCACAGUUGUGGGUCUGAAUUUUUUUAAAAUUUUUAAAUUGAUUUUAAUCCGCCGAAAAAAAAUGUAAAAACGAAAAACAAAACGUUUUUGGGGGAGGGGGAAGGAGUGGCGGAUAAAAUUGCACUGAGUGUUAUUUUUAAUCACAUAGAACAUACAAAAAUGAAAAUAUUGAAUUCCGGAAGGGAGGCCAUUUUAAAUAUCUUAACGGGGGUACCCUUUCUCAAACUAUAGAGUGCUAAAUACAAUAAUGUCUCGAUUUAUAUCAUUUAGGGAUGGCUUUAAGAGAAAACGAUUUUCUUAGAUCUUACAUACAGAUUUUUCCUGUUUAUUAAUAGACUGGUCUCUAAUCUUGUACCCAAUUUACUGUUCGACAUUGUUAUACAAUUUCCUUACAAAUAAGUUUCAUGAUAGGCAUGUUUUUAAAGCAUUACUUAAUUUACAAGUACCAAAUAAGAAAGUUAGUCUAAUAACGAUAGGUGUUGGCAUGGUUGUCGCAUUUGUUGUUACAUUCUGUCACUGUCAAAUUCAACAUGCUAACAGUUUGUUUCAGAUAAUUUGGUCUUGUUUUAAAGACCUCUCUGAACUUAGAUUUAUACUUUUAGUUUUACUUUAGUUUUGAUAGGUUCGCAGAGGGUGCAUAGAUUUAGAUAUAUUUUAGUCAACACACAGUCUUAAGCUGGGAUCCAAUGGAGUGUGUGUGGCACGGUUCACCAGUUUACGUCGGCGAAGAGAAAUAUAAAAUAUAUAAUAGUGAAAAGAAACAAGAGCACGGUUGGUACCCCACGUUACUAUGGCAUUAAUAAAUAUUUACUUUUUGAUAAAUUCGGUGGACCAUCCCUGUCCCUUAGAGUAUCGAGGUAAACAACCAGUGUGAGCGGUAGAAAUUUUAGUAAGUUGGUUAAUUCAGAAAAUGAUAAAAAUUACAACACAACGUAGUUAGACCACAAAAUUACCACGACACUGACCGUACUAGCCGCUAGGCUAAUUAAAAGGGUCUGUUUCAGCUUCUAACUUUCUUUUAACUGUGUUCAUUUACCGACAAAUGACGGGAAAGCUCACACCACUCCGCAUCGGCCAUAAGUAGAGGGUUCAGUAGGCCAUAAAUCACAAAUUCUGAAAGAAAUAACGCGAUUUUCCGUAUUUAGUUUUUACCUUUUUGUAUUAGAUAUUUUCUACUUCUCAAAGCGUGUCAUGCCACCUUCCGUUGGUUCUCAGCUUUACAGUUAUUGGCUCGUGAACAGUCAAGUACACACAAAGGGAAGUAUAGUAUUUUUACUACAAAAGCGAUAUUACGUAGGUCAAAAUUUUUGACGUAAGAGAACUGUCAAAACAUUAGAAUGUGACUUUUCAUUAUUGCCAUGUUUAUUAAUAAACAUAUUAUUAAUAAACAUGGCAAUAAUGAAAAGUCACAUUCUAAUGUUUUGACAGUUCUCUUACGUCAAAAAUUUGACCUACGUAAUAUCGCUUUUGUAGUAAAAAUACUAUACAUGAAUAAUGAAUAUACUUUUUUAUUAUUUUAGAAUAACAGUUUAACGAAUACACUAUCAUAUUUUAUAAGAAAUAAAGGUGCUUCGUAACAUUUUUUUAAGAUUUCAUUUCCCCCUUUAUAAUAGUACUUCCACUACCUAUUUAUAUAUUUACAAAAAAUAUUUUUGCGGUGAAUAUUUUUUAUACAGGGUGGUCCGUAAGUAAUUGUACAAUGAGAAACAGAAGAUUCUUCAGUUCAAAAUAUUUCGACUUAAUCCAACUUGCUUUAAUAAAAUGUUGAUACUAAGAAAGAUACAGGGUGUUAAAUUUGAAAUUUAGAAUUGUAUUUUUCUCUAUAACUUUUUGUUUGUGGGCAUUUAUAAAAAUUUGUGACUGGGGGUUUUUGAAUGCGGAAUUAUAAUUUGAUGUAUACUUUAAUGUAGCUGAUAGAGGACGCCACAUAUGCUACGAUCUGGCAUACUUAAGGACUACCCUGUAUACUAUACAUUAAUGUGCAUGUUGUUUUUAGUUUUUUAUAUAUUGGGAGCAAAAAGUUAUACCUAUAUGUCACUUCUUACUCGCAAUACGUACAAUAUUUUUUCCACGAUCACAAUAAAGUGAAAGUAUUUUUAAAAUCACUUUUAUGAUACUAAUUACAAAAAAAUACAAUGUUGUUCUGAAGCUAUUUCCUUGUGGCGUUUUUAUAAUAAACUAUUUUUAAUGGGAAAUAAGCCACAAUUUUAUCAAAAAAAUAUUAAAAUAGAAAUUAAAAUAGAAACGUUAAUAAAAUCAUUUUUUUUUGGUAAAAUUGUGGCUUAUUUCCCAUUAAAAAUAGUUUAUUAAAAAAAUACAACAGUAGACUAAACCAUUUACUAACGUGGAAACUGAGAAUGUAGCCUACAUUGUUUUUUUUUGUGUCCUUUUAAUAAUUUUAUGUCGCUCUUUUGAUUUGUGUUUCAAAAUAUUUCACCAAAACCCGAAUUUUGUCACCAUAUUAUAUAAAAACAUGUUCAAAAAGAAUCUAGUCUGAAUUUAUUCAGCCUUAUUUAGUGAUGAACAAGGGUUAUGUCUUUGUUUUUUAAUGUGUUACAAAAAUCUAUUACUUUCAACAAUUUUGCUCCCAUCUCGAUCUAAAAGACGUAGAAUGUAAUCGAAUAUACCUACGUCAGGAUUAUAAGACCGGGGUAAUAUUUGCAGUUCACGAGAUCUCGGUCUAUAAGACUGUAGACUGAAGAUUGAGGUGGAUUGUAAAGCGAUUUUCUAUACGUUUGUUCCAACUCGAUACAAAACCGUUGUUGAACGGUUACGAUUAUGCGCAGUAACGAAAAAUGUGUUACUGCGUAUAAUUAUUCGUUAUUGCGCAUGCGCAUAACGAUUCAAGAACUUUAUAUCGAUUUGGAACAAACCUUAUGUACUAAACAUUUUUUGAAGUGAUAAAUAAAAUAAAUAAGAAAUUAAAGUUUUCAGUCCAUUGUAUAGCGAUGGUGUCCGUUAAAACAUAGAACACAAAUAAAUACUUGUCUUGUGAUAUUUUGUCACCUAGAAGCAGGGCUCAGAAAGAAACUGCCCCCUAAAUAAUUCAAUGAUGAACACGAGUUAUGUUUUCUGUUGUUUUAUUUACUUCUAAUUUGUUACGAGAACAUAUUAUUGUCUAGCACAUUGCCUACCACCCCGGUCUAUAGGAGAUCGCUGGGAAAAUUUACACUCAAAAUAAUAAAAUUCAGUUUGGCAACACUGUGUGAAUGUUGAUAGUAACAUAUCCCUUUUAAGAUAAACAGAAUUGUAAUUUAGCCCUGACAAAUUAUUAUAUUUUUUUGGCCAACAAAAAUGAGAUUUUUCAACCAAAUAAUGUUUCAAAUAUGAUGUGCAAAAUAAUUUUUAAUUGGGUUCUGUUAAUAAGCUUGCUUUUUUUGUCAUUAAAGUAGAAAAAACUUUAAAUUUCACUCAUUAAAUCAUUAUCGUCCAGUUAUCGUCUUAAUUAUUUUAACUGUACUAAUAUCCGUCGACUAAUUCUGAAUGAUUAAUGGGUCGUUAAAACAUUUUAUCUGUAGCGUCUUCUGGAAUUUCUUAAAAAUGUCGAAUUUCAUUGAUAAAAUGCGCAUAUCCCACUGAUCUUCGCUUCGACCAUACUCGAUUAUACGCCAUCUGGAUCUGUGAGGCAGAAGAUACUAUUUACAGUGUAGAUCAUUGCGGUCUAUAAGACGGAGUUACUUUUCUAACACUAUUGAUACUGUCUGGCAUGCAUUUAUCUAUAUUUUUAGACUCAGGUGGUCUGUAGAACGAUCGUCUUUAUGCCAAACAGAUCUUGAACUAUAAUCGUAACAAAAAUAGUAAUAAAAUAAAAAUGAAGAGACAGAGCAAGAGUUGUUGCUAUCCCUGUUGGUCUUUUCGAUUUUUUUUUAAUAUCUGGCCACCUUCCAACCGAGAGUUUCUUUGGUUUCUUGAAAAAACUAGGUACCAAAAUUUUUUUCGUGGUAAGUGUGCGCAUGCGCAAAAGUGACUUAUGGUGGCGUACCUGGGUUUUAAGACCGCUGGAAGUUUUGGCGUUUUCUAUAGGCAACAGUUUUUAAUUUCGAAAUAUUGGAAAUUAAUGGAAAAAGUUGUUUUAUGUCUUUUGGGUUUAUCUUUUGUAUGCCUUGUGGUUAAUCCAUAUGACAGACAAUGUGUUAAGAUAUUUGAUUGGCCAUUUCCAUUUUUAUUGUUACAAAUACACAUUUAUUUCUUGUAUAUGAAUUAUUACUAAAUACAGGGUGGUUUAUAAUUGACUGUCUUAGCAGUUUUAGUCUUAGGUUUAAAUUUAAGUAAAAUUUUGUAAAACACAAAAUAACGAACAAUUUUUCGCAGUAAAUAGGGUACUGUAUAUUGAAAAACCACGAAAGUUGACCACAAUAAGCUAUUCUCAACACGUACUUGAAAACAAUACAUUUAUUGAAGACAUUCUAGAUUUAAGAUUGACUUUGCGCAGAAACUAGUGUACUUGUCUAUAAUAAAAUAAUUCCAUAGAAACAAUUAACUUGUUUUUUACUGCAGGUAAGCUGAUUGCGAGUUUAUAGAAAUAACUUUAUAGUAUAUUAAAACAUACUGUACAUAUGACUGUCUAAUUGUAGGUCAGAUCCUAGAAACUCAAGUAAGCAAGAGAUCGACAACUUUUGCCCUUAUUGUACAUUAAAAGGCUAUCAAAGGCACUGAGUUAUUUACUAUAGUAAACUUAAACUAUUACAUUUAUUUGAAAAAUUUGCAUUUUCUUUACAAAAAAGCUCCAAAGACCAGGCUUGUAUAAGUACAUGUGCUCAAAAAUUGUUCAGCAAAUGGCUAUACUAAAUAAUACUGUAUAGUUUAUUAACUAUAAGUUGUUAACAAUAGUAGAUAAACAACAGCUCCGUGAGAUGUGAUACAGAAUGUGACAUUUGACACAGAACUCUGCAAUAAUAUGUGGCGCUCUGUACUCAUAGACAUAUUAACCAUAGACCAGGCUAGGUAUAUGCCGCUCAAUGCAUCGGGGUGUAACGUCAAUAUCAAGUACAGUGGUCUGGCUAUCUUUGUCUGUCGUACGAGUGUGACCGUAUCUACCAAGAGGUGGGAGUAAUGGAACGACACAGACACAGCGGCAGCGGCCAUCAUAUGCCGGAGAGAGAAAGCUAAGCGCCUGUAGAGAGAGAUAGAUAGCCCACCGAUGAACUGCUCCGCGUUUUUCGUACCUUGCCUAAUCUAUGUAUUCUAUAUCUAAUGUAAUCUAUAAUAUGCAAUCUAUAUAAUAUGUAAUCUAUAGGGCUUGUCAUUCACAGUCGUUUGUUUCGAGCUUCUGUCAUGUGCCACAUAAUAUUAAUAUAUUUACGUCAUACGUUAUUGGUAUAUGUAUAACAAUGAUACCAACCAAAGACGUAUGACGUAGAUAUAUUAUUAUUAUGUGACACAUGACAGAAGCUCGAAACAAAUGACAAUCGAUGAAAAGCCCUAUAUCUAUGUCUGUCCUACGUAACUACGUAAAUAUUGCGUUUCAUAUAAAUGUUGCAUUCUGUGUCCAAUGUCAAUUUUUGUGUCACAUUUCACAUAAAAGACGCUUUCCGUGAAUGUCACGUUUCACAUAAAAUCUCAAAUCUCAUGUUCUAUAUCAUAUGUCACAUGCAAUAUUAUGUUCCACCAGAGGUAUAUAUUGACAUAGAGUGAGCCUACUUUCCGCGCUUCCUUACGACAAGAUCUCAUGGACUGGUUUGCGGCAUUUCUUUCUAACACAUUGUAUCGAGAAACUAAGAUGACAUUCAGUGUGAGUAUAGGCACGGAAGGGGAGGACAACUGUAGCAGCUUUACUAUGCGUAAGAGUGAAACACUAAUGCAAAUAAAAAAGAUGGUGUCGUCACUUCGCUCUGAAUGACACUCUCUCUAUGCUAAUAUAUAACUCUAUGUGUUCCACAUAAAUGUUACGUUCGAUAUCAAAUGGCAGAUCAGAUGCCACAUUCUACGUCAAAUGUCAUAUAAAAUAUCACGUUAUAUCACGUCAAAUGUCAUAUAAAAUAUCAAUAUUAUGUAAAGAGAAGUGAAGAUAUGUACCUAAGACACCUUGACAUACCGACACUUUCAUCGUUUUCCAUUCGUUAAUUCCUAUCACGUGACACGUUGCCACCUCCUUGUACGUUAAGCCUUUUAGGCGCUACAAGUUUAAGACCUUUAUUUCAUGCUACCAUCUUGGAAUCGUUUCUUGUCAUCGUAUUCUACUUCUAUGAUGAGGUAUAUCGCAUGGCCCUGUCUGUUGAGCCGCUUUAGUUCUCUUUUUUUUGCUCUACGUUUGUAUACUGUUGGUUUUGCUGCCUUUAUUUCUUAUUGAUUGUAAGCAAACACGGCACAUACAUUGAGCUUUCCACUUGACACCUUUUCAUGAAAAAUUGUAAACAUAUCUAAUACUGUUAACAUCUUUGGUUCCUUUGCUAUCUCAAUAAUUUUAAUUUACGAUCACCGAGAACGAUUUUGUGUACGUUCUGAUGGGUUGGAGGAGCAAUAUUUUGUGGGUAAUACUAUUUUAUAAUUGAUAGACUUCAUUCCCUGGUACUAUUAUUGAAGAUACAACUUAUUUAUAGGGCUUUUCAUCGAUUGUCAUUUGUUUCAAGCUUCUGUCAUAUGUUGUAUAAUCUGUGUAUAGUGUAUAAUAUUAAUAUACACGGAUUAUACGACAUAUGACAGAAGCCCGAAGCAAAUGACUGUGAAUGAAAAGCCCUAUUCAUAAACUUAUGACAUUGUGUAACUUAUUACAACCACAGUUUAAUGCUACAGAAUCAGUUAAUUAACUCUCAAAUUUUGACGGUUGCAAUUUUGCAAUCGACUAGUGAGACAACAUUUUGAAUGCGCGACGAUAACGACAAAUCACGGCAAACAUAGGAUGCCGUUAACUGUCAUUCAUCUGCGCAAAUAACUAAAAUGUUUGAUGCGCAGUCCAUAGAGGUAUAUAUUAACAUAGAGGGAGCCUACCUUCCGCGCUUCCUGACAAGAUCUCAUGGACUGGUUUGCUGCAUCUCUUUCUAACACAUUGUAUCGAAAAUCUAUGAUGACAUUUAGUGUGAAUAUAGGCACGGAAGAGGAGGACAACUGUAGCAGCUUUACUAUGCGUAAGAGUCAAACAGCACUAAUCCAAAUAAAAAAGAUGGUGUCGUCACUUCGCUCUGAAUGACACUCUCUCUAUGCUAAUAUAUAACUCUAUGGCGCAGUCACCAAAAUGGAACAUAGGGAACAAAGGAUUUUCGCGGAGUGGCCGUAUUGGUUAUCAUUGUACUGUGGUACAACUGUUAAUAAGAUUACAAAAUAUAACUGCAUUAAUGACAUUGAUCAGUUAUGUACAGGUUCCGGAAACAAAUUUUAAGAAAAUUGUCAUUUCUUGGACCUUUUUUAAUUUUCUAAUUCAAAUAUUGUUACAAAGUAUCAUAAAAGCUAUAGUACUAUUAAGAACUUAAACCAAAGUUUAAUAUAUAAAUAAGUUGCGGUAAAGUUAAAAUUACGGUAGGUACUCAAAAAGCAAAACUAAAAUUCUAAUAUUCGAAAACAUUUUUAAAAAUUGUUGUAUUAAAUCUGACUCAAAAAUAUGAAUAACCGUCAAGUGCCAAUAUAAAUUAAUUGUUUUAUAUGUUAUAAUAAAAAUGUGUACCACUAAUUGUGUCUUUUUCUUACUUAUUGGGUCUUUUGUCUUUUGUCUAUGGAUCCUGACAGAUUAUAACACUUGAUAUGCUAUGACUUGAAAAUUUGUAAUAAGUGAUGGUUUCAGUUAACAAAACAUACAUUUUUGCAAUAUACAGCAGCAACAAACUUUUUGAAUAAAACCAAAUACUAUUGACUGUAAUACAUCCAACUCCCACAGAAAUCUGGAAGCACGUUGCCACUAGCGCCACUGUCGGCUUGCGGUGAAACUACGUUGUGACAACGUAAAAUUUGACGUAAACAUUCAAAUUUAAUUUUAUAAAUUUUUGAAUAACGAGCUAAUUUUGCAAAAUUAAAUUAAAAUAAAAAUAGUUCAAACAUUUAUACAAAAACAAUAAUAAAGCAAUUUUAUAAAUGUAAGGUUAGAUUGCUCUGGUUAUCACCGCAGACCACUAGAUGGCGCUAUUUUUUUGCUUCCUCAAAUGUAGUGGGAAAUGUCAAGAGUUGUAUGUAUUACAGUAAAUAGUAUUUGAUAAAACAUGUACAACGAAAUGUACCUAACUAAAAACAUAAAACAUAAGAAAAGCUUCAGAGCAAUCUUCAAAUGUACCCAUAUUUGAAGAUAUUUAGAACUUCAUAGUUUUCAUUUCAUAAGAAUAGUCCACAUUGAUAAUUUCACAAUAAUAUUUCAUCGUGAAGACUGUAAAUUAACAGCAAAAUUAUUGUGUCAUAUAAUUGUGCAAUAUAUUAAACAUCUAUGAGUUUUUUAGGGGACGUUUAAUAAUGAACAGCACAAGAGUGGGAACAGUAUUUAUUUUUUUAUUUUCUUAUUAUCACUGAAGAUGCCUCUAUAAGAACAAGAUUUCCUGGAAAGGCGUCUCUUUGCAAAGACGGUGAAGUCGACUUUACUAAGUAACAAGACAUUUACUCAAUACUCAAUACACACACUACACAUUACUCCCUUGAGCUAGUGAUAAACUAUAAUCUGAUUGCGACUGGCUGAAUGAUUAAUGUCAAUGUUACUAAAAAAAUCAACGGUGUUUCUUAAAAACUGUAAACUUAAAAAAUUAUUUAUGUUCAAUAUUUAAGGAUUAAAACAACUUUGUGCUGCUACUGCGGAGAUUGUAUUGUUUUGUUAAUGAAAUCAGUGUUGCUUUAUUCAACCAAUAUUCACUAAUCUUAAAAUCAUAAGUGUUCUGGUCAACUAAAUAUAUAUAAUGUAUAUAGCCGACAUGCACGUCCUACAUUUUAUGAAAAUAAUGGACAUUUUGAAAUAUACAAAAGAACAACUGCCAUUAAAAAGUUAUGAAAAUUGCCUUUUAAGCUGCCACCUUAACUUCUUGUCCUACAAGAUGCAAUGGCGGGAAAAAAUAGGUUAAGUUAGGUUAGGAUUGAAAUUUUGAUGUUCUUUUGAAUUUGUGAAGUGUAUAUUUGCAAUUUGUAAUAUGUAAUCCUCCUCUCUUGCGUUUUGAUUGCUUUUGAAGAGGAAAAUGGAGUUCUUCAAUUAAAUGAACAUUUUGAUAGACGAUAGUAUACUCCUGCAAUAACAAGGCUGUAUUCCCCUCAGUUCCAGUGUAGUUCUUGUAUCUGUUGUAUAUUUUCAAAUAGGUUGUUGUGCCUGAUUAUGUUUGAGGUAUGAAUUGAUUGCUGGCCAAUCCAACUGUCUAAGAUCCAUUUUAGUCAGGUAUUCUUGAACAACUCUCCCUACGUUAGCGUGAAAACCAUAACACAAUGUCUUAGAACCCCUAAAAGGCCAGGGAAGUACUGUGUAUAAAAAUUAUCUUACGCUUAUUUCUGAAGACAUUUCUAUCUAAUUCGACAAACAACGGCAGUUGUCUUCAUUGAAUAUCAUUGUCCAUACUAUAUAGGAAGUGCAUGACGUUGUGUGAUUAUAUGAAAACUUAUUUCUAUAGAACUGUACAUAACUUAGGUUUAUCUGGAUGCAUCUGUUUUUCUACUGAAGCCAUUUAUUUUUUCUAUCUUUAGUUUUUAUAGGUUGUGAUUUUUAAUAAUUUUAAUAUUAAUAUUCCCCUAAUUCCAGUAUUAUUAACGGUGGGGUGUCAUGUGUACUAGAAUAUAUUUAAAAUUGGAAAUAGUUUUCACUUUUUAUGACAAAAUAUAACUCUACAUAAGGAACCUGUGUUGAUUUAAUAAUUAUUAACAAGUAAAUACUUUUUUAUUGAGGCAAUGGUGAAUUGCUUAGUUUGCAGUCUAAAACACUCUUAAACUAAGUAUAUGACGCAUUUAUGCGUCACGAUGUAUGUGACGCAUAAGUUCGUCUUCGUCAUAAGAUCGCAUAGUCCCUACUACAGCGUUGAUCGAUCAUUUGAAUUACCUAUAUUUAACGGUCAUGGCGCAUAAGUGCGUCACAUGUUUUAAUAACGCUGCGAUUACCGUACUGGUGACCUAAUAGACCAAAUUUAACAAGAAAUGUAACAGCAGAUAUAAGGAAAUGGUAUUUAUUUAAGUUUUGAUUUUCUAGCCAAUUACGCCUUCCAGUAGGAAUCAGUGAGUGAGCAAUGACCUGGAUUUGAGACCGUAGUCCCUUACCCCAAUCUAAUCCACUGUUUGCCUGUCACUGCUCUUAUGUCAUCUAGCAAUCUAUUGGUCUCCAUUCUAUGUGACCGGCCCAGCGCUAUUUCAUUUCUGUAAUUUCUUCCCUGAUCUUCGUUCUACGUCUUAUCUACGUUUUGAUAACGCGUGUUAAGCGCUUGUCAUGUGAACGUACCCUUAGUCUUAAAUCAUAGAAUUAUAGAAAGUGAAAAACAUUUCUAAUAAAAAAAUUGUCUAUAAUUUAGUUGUAUGUAUAUGACGUUAUUGUUUCUUUCUUGUUACUUUUGAGUGAAUCAUCGCAAUAUUUAUUUAAGCAUUGGUGAUGUUUGUAAUAUUUAAAUUUAAAUUGUUAGGACCAAAAUAGAUUUCCACAUUUCAUAUUUAUUGUAUAAAGAGUUGCAGAUGUUUCAAUUAUAAUGAAGUUAAAUAUUGGUAAAAUAAAUUAUAAAAUAUUUAA